GACGCAUCAACGCCGUGAUGGCGGCUCUCAACGGCCUGAUGCCCAUGUUGGGUUACGCGUGCUACUCCCCGAUCUACUACAACACCGUCGACGUGUGGCCCGCUGCCCAGUUCUUCUUUGCUGCCGGGCUUAACGCCAUCAUCAUAGUCCUCUUCAUUAUAAUACAAGUGCGUCAAUCUUCGCCGAUCAGCCCUGAGGACCUGGAAGUGGCCCCGGAAAAAGAGGAUAAAGACGGACCUGGGAACUCCAAGACCCUUACUCUCAGUCAUUCUCUCAGUAGUCCAGGAAAAAGUCGUGAUUCUCACAAGUGCAAUGACUCACCCACACUCCAACAGUUGUCUUACGCCAAGAAAAAUACUAAAGAACUUACUUCGAGUUUGCCUCCGGUACCCAGCGAGUGUUACUCAGUUGGAGACUGUGCCAACACAGACAAUGCGAACUUCACCUCAAGAGUCAAACACAGUCCAAGUGUUAAUGGAUAUAUGACGAAGAAAAAUUCUGAUGUAGAUGAUCCUUCAGCCGACAUUGGUCAGUUUACACCAAGGACCAACCAGCAGGGAACCAAAGAAGAGCGGCCACCAGGCAUAUGGUACAGAGGAGACGAGAAGGAAGCGGGAUGUUAUAGCAGCAGAUUUAGUGAUGCGGAGAUCACUGCGUCAGAAAAGACAGACUAAGUUUCCUUGGAUAAAGACGACGCGAGACGUCCCUCCUGCCGCUCGCUAUGCACACCGGAGGCUGGUCUUAGUGGUAGUGUAUUAUGUUAACUUAAUUUACUGGAGUGUAUAAUUAACCAACCUUUACAGACACAGUGUAUGAGUGUAUAAUUAACCAACCUUUACAGACACAGUGUAUG
This is a messenger RNA of Homarus americanus (American lobster), 853 nucleotides long. RefSeq lists its product as uncharacterized. Gene Ontology annotation, cellular component: membrane. The record is from RefSeq and is a predicted model, not a curated record. Gene Ontology annotation, biological process: transmembrane transport. Gene Ontology annotation, molecular function: transmembrane transporter activity. NCBI's taxonomy places the organism in Eukaryota, Metazoa, Arthropoda, Malacostraca, Decapoda, Nephropidae.